Molecule: messenger RNA, 2067 nt
Organism: Papaver somniferum (opium poppy)
Lineage: Eukaryota; Viridiplantae; Streptophyta; Magnoliopsida; Ranunculales; Papaveraceae
Product: L-type lectin-domain containing receptor kinase IX.1-like
Exons: 1
Coding region: 1-2067 (688 amino acids)
Biological process (GO): protein phosphorylation
Cellular component (GO): plasma membrane
Molecular function (GO): ATP binding; protein kinase activity; carbohydrate binding
Source: RefSeq, a predicted model, not a curated record
AUGUCUCCUAAUUCUCCAUCAUUUCUUUUCAUUGUCUUUUACAUUCUUCUUCUAUUUCAUAAUCUCCCCAACACUACUGCAGAAGCAAUCUUCAACUACUCGUCUUUCCCUCGUACAUCACCAAACAUAGUAUUCUCCGGGGACGCGUUCCCUUCACCCGAUAAUAUCAUUCAGCUCACAAAAAACCAAGUUGAUGGUACCUUAGUUAAUAGUUCCGGCCGUGCCGUUUAUUCCAUCCCCAUUCAAAUAUGGGAUGCUAAAACUCGAGUAGUUGCAGACUUUGUUACUCAUUUUGAAUUCAUCAUCAACGGAUUAGAUCAAGAUAAACAUGGAGAAGGUCUUGCAUUUUUCAUGGCGCCUGUCGGUUCUGAACUGCCGAUGAAUUCAAGUUCAGAAUGGUUGGGAUUGUUCAAUGCAUCUUCUGAUGGGUUAGCUUCAAACCAUCUUAUAGCAGUUGAAUACGAUACGUUCAAGAAUGAGUUUGAUCCUGAUGACAACCAUGUCGGUAUAGAUAUAAAUUCUAUUGUUUCCGCUACGAGUAUGAAAUGGCCAACUGAAAUGCGAGGUGGUAAAAGAGGAUCAACUUGGAUUGGAUACAACUCUACUACCAAAAGUUUAUAUGUUUACUUAACCUACACGCCAGGAGAAACAUAUAAAGGUGUUCCAAAUAUAACUUACCCUUUUGAUUUAACGACGGUUCUUCCAGAAACCGUGAUCGUAGGGUUUUCAGCAUCUACUGGUCCCUCAACGGAACUACAUCAAAUUCUAUCUUGGGAUUUUGUGACAAGUGCUGACCAAAGGAAAUCGUCGCGAAAGAAAACUACUGCUCUGGCCAUUGUUCUUGUUAUAGUUAUUGUUGUCUUCUUAGCUGUGUCAGCUUAUGUGACUGUUACGUAUAGAAACUGCUUGAAAAAGAAGAAACAAGGGAAGAAAGAGAUGUCGCUGGAUGCUUCAAUGGAAGACAAGUUUGUCAAAGGCACUGGACCGAGAAGGUUUACGUAUAAAGAACUUGUUUUAGCUACUAAUAGCUUCAGUGACGAUGGAAAGCUCGGUGAAGGAGGCUUUGGAUGCGUCUAUAAAGGUGUCUUGAAAGGUGAAGAUGAGAAAAAUGAAACUAUAGCAGUUAAGAGGAUAUCUAGAGGAUCAAGCCAAGGAAAGAAAGAAUACAUAUCAGAAGUCACAGUGAUUAGCCGUAUAAGACAUCGAAAUCUUGUCAGGUUGAUCGGUUGGUGUCACGAUUGCGGUGAGUUCCUGUUGGUUUAUGAGUACAUGCCUAAUGGAAGUCUGGAUUCCCAUCUUUUUGGAAAGGGAAGUCAUAUUCUUAGCUGGGCACUGAGAUACAAAAUAGCUCAAGGGCUUGCUUCAGCUUUACUAUAUUUACACGAAGAAUGGGAACAAUGUGUAGUACAUAGAGACAUCAAAUCAAGUAAUGUGAUGUUAGAUUCAAGUUUCAAUGCAAAACUAGGAGAUUUUGGUCUGGCUAGGUUUGUGGAUCAUGAAUUAGGGUCACAGACUACGGUUUUAGCUGGAACAAUGGGGUAUUUAGCGCCAGAAUGUGUAACUACAGGAAGGGCAAGUAAAGAAUCCGAUGUUUACAGUUUCGGAAACGUUUGUUUGGAAAUUGCGUGUGGAAGAAAACCUGUUGAGCCGAAACUCGAAGAAUCCAAGGUAAGAUUACUACCAUGGGUGUGGGAUCUUUAUGGAACGGGAAAACUUCUCGAUGCAGCUGAUAUGCAACUUAAUAAGAUAUUCAAUGAAGAACAGAUGAAAAGAUUGAUGAUUGUUGGACUAUGGUGUGCUCACCCAGAUUAUAAAGCACGGCCUUCAAUGAAGCAAGCAAUUCAAGUACUAAGUCAAGAAGCAACAUUUCCUAGUUUGCCUGGGAAAAUGCCCGUGCCAAUAUACUAUACACCUGCCAUGAAACUGUCAGAUUUUGCAUAUAAGAGUCAUACUAGCGACACUAGUACUACUACUACAACUGCUGCUUAUACAAGUUCAUCAAGUACUACUAAUUCUUCGAUGGCUUCUUCGACAAAGUCACUUUUAAUGAACACGCAAAAGCUGUAA